GAUAAAAGAAGAGUUGGGCCUCCUUCCGGGUCGCCCAAUUUAGUAAGUUUUAACCAUAAAAUGCUACUGUAUAUAGAUUAGGGUUUUUUCGUCUCUCUUAUUCGCACCUUCCCUGGAAAAGUAAAGGCUUUAACAGCUACAUUCCACCAAAAUGGCUAGAGGGUUGAAGAAACAUUUGAAGAGGCUCAAUGCUCCUAGGCAUUGGAUGCUUGACAAACUUGGCGGUGCAUUUGCACCAAAGCCAUCAUCUGGACCUCACAAAUCCAGGGAAUGCUUACCACUAGUUCUCAUUCUUCGAAACAGAUUAAAAUAUGCUCUGACAUAUAGAGAAGUGAUUGCUAUUCUUAUGCAGAGGCAUGUUAUGGUAGAUGGGAAGGUUAGAACUGAUAAGACUUAUCCAGCUGGUUUCAUGGAUGUUGUGUCAAUUCCAAAGACAAAUGAGGACUUCCGUCUCCUUUAUGAUACAAAAGGACGAUUCCGCCUUCAUGCCAUCAUCGGUGAUGAGUCCAAGUUUAAGCUCUGUAAAGUUCGGUCUGUCCAGUUUGGCCAGAAGGGUAUUCCAUACCUCAAUACUUAUGAUGGCCGAACAAUCCGCUACCCAGAUCCAUUGAUCAAGGCUAAUGACACCAUCAAGCUUGACUUAGAGAGCAACAAAAUUGUCGAUUUCAUCAAGUUUGAUGUCGGGAAUGUUGUCAUGGUCACUGGAGGAAGGAACAGGGGACGUGUUGGAGUGAUUAAGAACAGAGAGAAGCAUAAGGGUAGCUUUGAGACAAUCCAUGUUCAAGAUGCUGCUGGCCACGAGUUUGCAACCCGUCUUGGCAAUGUGUUUACAAUUGGUAAGGGGACAAAGCUGUGGGUUUUGCUUACUAAGGGCAAGGGUAUCAAGUUGUCGAUCAUUGAGGAAGCCCGGAAGAGGCUUGCAGCCCAAUCCGCCGCGUAAAUUUGAUAAUAUUUGGAGCAGUUCAAAGAAUUAAUGAGUUGGAUGCUUGCUGGCUGGUACUUUGUGUUGGUUCUUCUUUAAGUUGUAUCCUCUGCUUUUCAACUCAUGAGCGGCAGUUUUGGACCAAUCGUCUUCUUGAAAUUUAGUUGCAGUAGUUUAGUUUAAGUUACAUUUGUUUUUUUGAUGGAAGUUUUUACAUUUUUAAUAAACCAUUAUAUAGCAUGGUAAAGUUCUUGUUUGCUAAAA
Messenger RNA from Gossypium arboreum, 1186 nucleotides. Its product is annotated as 40S ribosomal protein S4-like. The transcript is spliced from 5 exons. Gene Ontology annotation, cellular component: ribosome; cytosolic small ribosomal subunit. Gene Ontology annotation, molecular function: structural constituent of ribosome; RNA binding. The record is from RefSeq and is a predicted model, not a curated record. Gene Ontology annotation, biological process: translation. NCBI's taxonomy places the organism in Eukaryota, Viridiplantae, Streptophyta, Magnoliopsida, Malvales, Malvaceae. The coding region runs from base 152 to 940 and encodes 262 amino acids.